AUGGUUGUUAUGCAUUACUCCAGGAUAAUGCCUCUGACUGGAGAGCAACGAUACCACGCAAGCACAAGCGUCUUCCUGAAUGAGGUCAUCAAGCUUGCUAUAAGCUUGACUAUGGCAUUACACGAGAUGUCAGGCAACCUUCCUUCGAACACGACGAUUACCACACUCUUCCGUACCCUGACGACCGCGAUCUUUACGAACGAAAGCUGGAAGCUUGCGAUACCCGCCGUACUAUACACGAUACAAAACUCUCUCCAAUACAUCGCUGUCAGUAACCUGGACGCCGCGACGUUUCAGGUGACUUACCAGCUCAAGAUCCUGACGACGGCUAUCUUCAGUGUGUUAAUGCUGGGCAGAACACUUUCGGCGCGCAAGUGGCUAUCGUUGUUGCUUCUCAUCAUCGGCGUCUCUAUUAUACAAGUACCGCAAGCGACUGCGCCAUCACCUCCACAAGCAUCGGGCGUGAAACCAUGGACCAAGACGCUGGAGCAGCUGCACGACCUUGGUGAAAAUGUCGCAGGGCGGCUAGGGAAACGGUCUGGGUCAUACGAAGGCAUACACGCGGAUCGCGCAGCCCAGACACCCCACAUGAACUACCGGGUCGGGCUUAUGGCUGUCCUGAUCUCCUGCGCGCUUUCAGGCUUGGCUGGGGUUACCUUUGAAAAGAUCUUGAAGGACUCCACGAGCGCUAAGCAAACACCACUCUGGGUCCGCAACUGCCAGCUCUGUUUCUGGUCGCUCUUUCCGUCGUUGUUCCUUGGAGUGAUAUGGAAGGAUGGGGAGAUCAUAGCGAAGACUGGGUUCUUUGUCGGCUACAACUGGGUGGUGUGGACGGCUAUCGGUCUUCAGGCAGCUGGUGGCAUCGUGGUCGCGCUCGUCAUCAACUAUGCCGAUAAUAUCGCCAAGAACUUUGCGACAUCGAUCUCGAUCUUGGUUAGUUGCAUUGCAAGCGUUUACUUCUUUGACUUCAGGGUGACGCGAUCAUUCUUCCUGGGCACAUGCGUCGUGCUGUUCGCGACCUAUCUUUACACCAAGCCUGAGCGGGGCUCGCAAUCGUUGCCGGUCAAAAUUGCCGACUUCGAGAAGACUACGGUGGAUCGCACCAUCGAUACCAAUAAGCCACGGAGGUCGUCUAUUCUGAAUCUUUUCCGCCACGCCUUUACUGCCAAAGAGUCUCUGAUUAAGCCACACGUAGCAGUCAUGGACGACGACCACUACCCGUAUGAUGGCUACGAGCAGUUCGGCGGUCUCCGUCGCACGUCGCAGUACGACAUGCUUCGGCCUCAGUUCAAGCAGCCUGGAAGACCAGUCGCACCUCGGGAUCGCUAUCGCGCCACUCAAUAUGACGACCCCCAGUAUGACGUGGUUGAGGACGAUAGCAUGUACGACCGAGGUCAACAACUCGAUUCAUUCGAUGACAGAGUGCUUCGACAACCGUAUCCUGAAUUUCAACGGCAAGCUGCACAAGGCACAAAGAGGUUAUCACUUGCACCAGGUCCUUCCACGUUCUACAGUUAUGCGGCGCCUACCCAAUCGCAGCCGUCUUACCAGGCUCGUGAUCAAGACAUGUACCAUGAAGAAGAGUACCAUCCGCGUCCUGAGCAGGCUAUGCGAGGUCAAAUGAGUCGCUUUGCAUACAAUGCCGCUCCGCUUCAAGAGUCCAGUUCCGACAUGCCGCUCGGCCCGUCUUCUAGUCCAGCACUCAGGGCAAGUCAGCGACGUGCUGAGCAAGUCACUGAUCUCGGACCUCAACACGGCUCAGAGGCCCCACCGUUCGAAGGCGACGGCCAUGUUGUUGCUGAAGAGUACCGACAACAAAAUGAGCGCUCCCAUGGAAAGGCUGCACUGCCCAGUUUUCGACCACAUGCUAGCCAGCAACGCGCAUCCGCCGCACAGCACAGAGGCGACCUCAAUCCUCCGCAUCAUCGACAAGCUCCCCCAGAGCCGCAGACGUACCCAGAAGAUGUGCCUAGCGCUGCUCCCAUGUGCCAAGGUAUCCGCCUGGUCCCUGUCACUACCCUACCAGAUCGUCUUCGAACGGUGUUUCCUUACCCGACCUUCAACGCCGUACAGUCCAAGUGUUUUGACCGAGUCUUCAGGACCGACGACAAUUUCGUACUUGCAUCCCCUACUGGAAGUGGCAAGACCGUCAUUCUUGAGCUCGCUGUCUGUCGAGCUGUUGCCACCAACGCGACCGGCCAGUACAAAGUGGUCUAUCAAGCGCCGACAAAGGCUUUGUGUGCAGAACGCCAACGUGACUGGGAAGCCAAGUUCAACAGGUUAGGCCUCAAAUGCGCCGAGCUGACCGGUGACAGCGACCUUGGGGAUCUACGCAACGUACAGAGCGCCAACAUCAUCAUAACAACACCCGAGAAGUGGGACAGCAUGACCAGGAAGUGGAAAGACCACGAGAAACUGAUGAGACUCAUCCGCGUCUUUCUUAUCGAUGAGGUACAUAUACUCAAGGAAGACCGUGGUGCCACGCUUGAGACGGUCGUGUCGCGGAUGAAAUCUAUCGGCACAGAUGUGCGCUUUGUGGCUUUAUCAGCGACAGUGCCCAACUUCCAUGACAUUGCGGCAUGGUUGGGAAAGAACUCGUCGGAACCAGAUAUCCCAGCCGCCAAUGAGAAGUUUGGUGAAGAGUUCCGCCCAGUCAAACUACGCAAGCACGUUCGAGGCUUUGCGUACAACUUCAGCAACGAGUUCGGCUUUGAAAAAGUGCUCGAUGCCAAGAUUCCUGAGGUCAUUGCUUCUCACUCCCAGCGUAAGCCUCUCAUGGUCUUUUGCGCAACCCGAAACUCCACAGUCAGUACGGCGAAGCUGAUAGCAAACUGGUGGGUCUCGGCAUCAGACCGAGAUCGCAUGUGGAAGCCUCCGUCUAAGCCACCCAUGCUGCUGAACAAGGAGCUUCGAGAUACCGUGUCUUCCGGUGUAGCCUUUCAUCACGCCGGACUUGAUCUCGAUGAUCGAACUAAGAUCGAAAAAGGGUUCAUCGCUGGCGAGAUCAGUGUCAUCUGCUGCACAUCCACGCUCGCGGUCGGAGUCAACCUACCCUGCCAUCUCGUCAUCAUCAAGAAUACCAUGGCCUGGGGUGCGGAAGGAAUGCAGGAGUAUUCGGACCUGGAGAUGAUGCAGAUGCUGGGUCGCGCCGGACGGCCUCAGUACGAUGACUCAGCUGUAGCAGUGAUUAUGACCAGGCAGGCGAAAGUCCGACGGUACGAGAUGUUGGUCACAGGCCAGGACCUCAUCGAGAGUAAACUCCAUCUCAACCUGGUAGAUCAUAUGAACGCCGAGAUUGGACUUGGAACCAUUAGCGACCUAGAGUCAGCCAGGAAAUGGCUAAGGGGUACAUUCCUUUACGUCAGACUCCAGCAGAAUCCUAGUUACUACAAACUGGACGGCGCUCGAAGUGGUCAAAGCAUCGAGGAGCAAGUUGACGACAUAUGCUUCCGCGACAUUACACUCUUGCGCGAGACCAAUCUUGUGUCAGGGCAAGAGUACUUCCGGUGCACCGAGUUUGGCCAUGCUAUGGCACGGUACUACGUACAUUUCGAGACUAUGAAAGUCUUCAUGGAACUCGGGCUGCGGUCCACUCCCUCGGAGAUUCUCUCCGCCAUCGCUCAAGCUGUUGAGUAUUCGACAAUACGCUUUCGUCAAGGCGAAAAGGCAUUCUACAAGCUGCUCAACAAGUCCGCUUCGAUCCGCUGGGCUAUCCCUGUCAACCUUGAUCUACCAUCGCAGAAGGUAUCUCUCAUCGUACAAUCCGUUCUUGGGUCUGCCGAUAUCUCCUGGGAAGGCGAGGCCGGCAAACAUCGUUCUCAAUAUACGACGGAGACACAAAUCAUCUUCAAGAAUAUUGGCAGUCUGAUUCGAUGCAUCAUCGACUGUCAGAUCGCCUUAGGUGACUCCAUCAGUAUCCACAGUGCUCUCAUGCUUGAGAGAAGCUUAGGCGCCAGAAUCUGGGACGAUAGUCCUCUACAAAUGAAGCAAAUCGGAAGCAUCGGCAACGUCGCUGUCAGGAAGCUCGUCAACGCUGGGCUGAAGUCCAUGGAGGAUCUUGAAGGUUGCGAGCCCUAUCGGAUCGAGGCACUCGUUGGUCGAAAUCCACCUUUUGGCCUCGACGUGCUCGAGAAAGUCCGGUCGUUUCCGAAGCUUCGCGUCUCACUUAAUGCUCAACCGUCAACCGCUAUCAAAACCCACGAUGGGGUCAAAAUCCAGAUCAAGGCAGACAUCGGCUUCAUCAACGAGCAGCCGCCCCAGCGCUUCAACAACAAACUCAUAUACGUGUGCCUUUUGGUGGACACUUCCGAUGGCCGCAAGGUGCAUUUUGCUCGCAUCAGUGGCCCAAAGCUUGGGUCUGGCCAAAGCCUCACAUUCCCAGCGCUCUUGACAAACCCCGACCAGUCUAUCAACUGUUACGUCAUGUGUGAUGGCAUCGGCAUGUAUUCUGGCUCGAUUCUGGGAGCUACGACUGACUUUUACUAG
Molecule: messenger RNA, 4485 nt
Organism: Alternaria novae-zelandiae
Lineage: Eukaryota; Fungi; Ascomycota; Dothideomycetes; Pleosporales; Pleosporaceae
Exons: 11
Coding region: 1-4485 (1494 amino acids)
Biological process (GO): pyrimidine nucleotide-sugar transmembrane transport
Cellular component (GO): Golgi membrane
Molecular function (GO): ATP binding; pyrimidine nucleotide-sugar transmembrane transporter activity; nucleic acid binding
Source: RefSeq, a predicted model, not a curated record